CGCCAGUGUCUGCACACCAGGCUUACUGCCAGCUAUCGAGCUCACCUGGCGACUGGGCAAGAGUAUGUUGAUCGUCUUACCGACCUUGCCAGGGGUCCGAAGGACGCUCACACAGAAGAGGAGUGGUGGGUCGAGAGGAUGGAGGCGGCAAGAGAAUGGAAGGAAUGGGAGGUAAUAGAGGCCGCCAGAUGGGGCAGGAGAACCAAGGUGGGCUUGACAGUCGAGGAGGAGAAAAUGACGAGAUGGUUCUUUAAGGAGCUAGGGAAAAAGCAGGGAAUAGCCAUCAUGACAGCCAUGGAUCACCCUUACGAUCAGCAAGUGCCGAGGCAAGAAUCUACUGCGGAAAUCCUCAAGUGUGUCACUGACUUCUACGCACACUUAUUUACAGAGGAAGAGGAAUGGUCCCCGGAAGACAUGGCCACAGCUCCGCAGGAGCACAUCUGGAGGCACAUCCCCGACGGCCUACCCCGGGAGCGAGCCAUGGCCUUGGAAGCGGAUCUUAUAGGGGAGGAAGUGGCUAGAGCGAUUGCUGAGCUCCCCAGUCUUAAGGCCCCAGGGGUGGAUGGCAUCCCGAUUGAGAUGUACAAAGCACCUAAAACUCUAUUCGUGCCUGUCCUGACCAGAGCCUAUAACGAUGCGUUGAAGUCUGACGCUCUCCCCGCUAGAUUUGCGGACGCCUAUGUUGAAGCCCUCCAUGAUUUCUUGAGAGGCAACAGCGAACUUCGGGGGCUGCAGAUAGACCGGGAACUUAAAUCGACGGCGUUUGCUGACGACACAGGGGCCAUCAUUCCGCCAACAGUGGAACAACUUCGGCGGCUGCAAGCUAGCCUGGACCUACGAGGGGGGGACGCAGCAGAUGGAGGGAUUGGCAGCGGCGSCCAUCUUGCGUACACGGCGAUGGGCCAAACGCGCCCACCUUGGAGUCUUUGGCAAGGCCCUAGUGCUCAAGAACUCGGUCCUGUCCACCAUGUGGUACGCGGGGGCGAUACAUAUGCCAAGACCACGGGUUUUCAGACAAUUGCGGACGACCAUUCACCGGUACUUGUGGGCGGGAGAUGUGGACGCGGAGUCAGCCAUUCCCAGGGUGGCGUGGGAAAAAUYGAUCCAACCCAGAAGGGAGGGGGGUCUGGCUAUUCUGGACCCGGAACUGCAGAUUACUGCACUUCAGCUGAGAAGUCUGGUAUGGACCCUGUUGGGUGUCGCGGGCUCCACCUGGGAAGGCCUCACCAUGCAGCAUCUGGCGGCAGUCAUGGAGAUCACAGAGCAGUUGGUCCUUGUUGCCCUGGUCAGCAGCUCACUGAUCGGACAUGUCAAGAGGCACUGGGUUUGGUCCACCUCCAUUGGUUUGUGGAAACGUAUGCGGUUGGAGCAGAAGAUGCCGGCCUCUGCGGAUGAGGUUUUUAAUCAACUUCUAUUCGAUAA
Molecule: messenger RNA, 1422 nt
Organism: Chara braunii
Lineage: Eukaryota; Viridiplantae; Streptophyta; Charophyceae; Charales; Characeae
Source: the annotation of a GenBank genome assembly